Fulmarus glacialis (Northern fulmar) is the source of this 2022-nucleotide messenger RNA. It is a transcript of the gene FPGT, whose product is annotated as fucose-1-phosphate guanylyltransferase. Gene Ontology annotation, molecular function: transferase activity, transferring phosphorus-containing groups. The record is from RefSeq and is a predicted model, not a curated record. Lineage: Eukaryota; Metazoa; Chordata; Aves; Procellariiformes; Procellariidae.
AUGCCCUCCCCGCUGAGUGCACAAGGCUUCCAAAGUGACUGUCCAUCAUCUUUGCAUGAUUUUAUCAACUACGAUACAGUAGAAAGACUGUUCGGACGGUAUUUUCCCAAGAGCUGUCUGCUCAAAAUGCCCUCCCCGCUGAGUGCACAAGGUUUCCAAAGUGACUGUCCAUCAUCGUUGCAUGAUUUUAUCAACUACGAUAUAGUAGAAAGACUGUUCGAUCAGAACUGGUUUAGGAAAUUUCAGCUACAGCAGAAGGCAGCAUUUAAAACAUGCUUCCUGAUCACCCUGCCACAGCACCAGAUCCCAGUAGACUUCACAUGUCAAUGCAGAUACCUUGGUGCUCUUUUCAGCAGAUCCUAAAACAUUUUUUCUUUAGGAAAUGGUGGAUCAACACUUCAUGUUCUUCGAUGCUUGGAAGAUUUGUAUGGUGAUAAAUGGACUUCUUUUAUUGUGCUGCUAAUUCAUUCUGGUGGUUACAGUCAACGUUUACCAAAUGCAAGUGCGCUGGGAAAGAUUUUCACAGCUUUGCCUUUUGGCGAUCCCAUUUACCAGAUGUUGGAACUGAAGCUCGCCAUGUACAUUGAUUUCCCCAGUCACAUGAAACCAGGAAUCCUCAUUACGUGUUCGGAUGACAUAGAGCUUUACAGCACUGGAGUUACAGAAACCGUCACAUUUGAUAAACCUGGAUUUACCGCAUUAGCUCACCCUUCAGAUUUGACAGUUGGGACCACUCACGGAGUGUUUGUUUUAGAUCCAUCCAGUUUUUCAGGAACAGGAGGACUUGAAUACACGUCUUGCCAUCAUUUCCUGCACAAGCCUGAUAUUGAGACGAUGCGCCGGUGUGGUGCAGUAUGCGUAAGAGGGAAUUGUUCUCAGCUAAGUUCCUCUGGAGACCACGGUGACUCAGAAAUGGACUCGGAGUGUGUCUAUACAGACAGUAUAUUUUACAUGGAUCAUAGCACUGCGAAACAGUUACUGACGUUUUAUAAGCAGAUGGGCACUCUUUGCUGUGAAAUAGAUGCAUAUGGUGACUUCCUCCAGGCCCUGGGACCUGGAGCCACUCAAGAUUACACAAAAAAUACCAGUAAUGUCACAAAAGAGGAGUCACGGUUAGUAGAAGUACGACAGAAGCUACGCUCUCUUCUGAAAGGAACUACGCUUAAUGUUAUAGUCUUAAACAACUCUAAGUUCUAUCACAUUGGAACUACUCAAGAGUAUUUGUUUCAUUUUACAUCUGAUAGCAAACUGAAAUUUGAGCUCAACUUGCUGUCUGUGGCUUUUAGCGUCUUUUCUGACAAAGCUGAGACCUUGGAUCAAUCAGGAAGUAUCAUUCAAAGCAUACUUGAGCCUGGAUGUUCUAUAGGACCUGCAUCCGUUGUUGAAUACUCUAGAAUUGGACCUGAAGUCUCCAUAGGGAAGAACAGCAUUAUUAGCGGAUCACACAUAAAUUUGAAAGUAGACAUACCUUCAAACUGUUUUCUGAGUUCAUUAAGUAUAAAAAUUAACGAUCAAGUAAAGUAUGUAAGUAUGGUGUUCAGCGUAGAAGACGACUUCAAAAAGAGUGUGAAAUUGUUGUCAGAUAUACAUUCACUCAAGUUUUUUGGAGUCGGCUUACUAGAAUGCUUGGACCUCUGGGGUGUAAAGGUUUCAGACCAGCUCUUCUCCAGUGAGAACACACGUUUGGGGUUGUGGACUGCUAGGAUUUUUCCUGUUUGUUCUACUUUAAGUGAAUCAGCUAGAAUGUCGUUAAAAAUGUUAAAUUCUGUGCAGCACAUGUCAGCUUUUAAACUGAAUGGGUUUAAGCUCUUGUCUGUUGAAGAAAUGCUCACCUACAAAGAUGUAGAAGAUAUGUUGAAGUUUAGGAAGCAAAUUUAUGACAAAAUCCAUCUACAAAGACGAAAAGAGAAGUCUGAUUUGUAGAAGGAACGGUACUUGAACAGAUCUCCUGUUUUCAUUUGUGGAUGAUUGACAGCUUCUCAGCUUGUAAAAAUCAUGAGAAAAAAGUACACAGAUCUUUUC